Doryrhamphus excisus (bluestripe pipefish) is the source of this 2523-nucleotide messenger RNA. RefSeq lists its product as uncharacterized. Gene Ontology annotation, cellular component: cell surface; membrane. Gene Ontology annotation, biological process: cell migration. The record is from RefSeq and is a predicted model, not a curated record. NCBI's taxonomy places the organism in Eukaryota, Metazoa, Chordata, Actinopteri, Syngnathiformes, Syngnathidae.
CCAGACUGUGAGUCUGAACUCCACAUCACGACUCAUACAGCUGCGGAACACCGAGAGGCGAAGAUUUAUCAAGAUUGUCGGGGGAAAAAAAACAACCGUAGCGCGACGACCAUAGACUUUUAAGGACUUAACACUAUUUCGAGUACAUAUACGUUUCCUUUUUGGCACUUUAAAUUGUUUUUUUCUCUCCACUUGACCGCCGUCUCGCUGAAAAUUGAGAUGAGGACUUUGUGGUUGUUGUUCCUGGUCGGGCUGGCCGUCAGUGAAAAAAUGCUGGUCUCUUCCCAGUCAUUUAUGGGAGAUGACAUUUAUAUCGAGGGUCAAACAUCAGGUGAACUCCCAAUAGAUGAUGAAGACGGGGAUGGCUCAGGCUCAGGAUCCGGAGACUACGACAAAGAGGAGGAGACGAUAAACAUCACAGAGUUUGUCAACGUGGUCAAGAGCAACGACAUGCUCCCAACUCAAUCCGCGGCAGACCCAACAACCAAGGCGAUGGACACUGAGACGACAGCGUUCACCGAGGACCCUAAAAUCAAGGAGGUUCCAGUUAAGGACCCAGUAGCUGACUCGUUCACACUUCCUCCCAAUCUGAGCACCACCUCUGAGGCCGUUAGCACCAAAGAAGCAGACGAGGACAACAGCCUGGAUAGGUGGGACGACUCCAAAACCAAAGUCAAAGACACCGAAGAUAAAGUCACAAACACAAUUCUGACAAACGAGGUUGACGAUGGUCACGGCAGCAGGCUAUUUUACCCUCCUGAUGAUGUGACAUCUGAGAGCAUGUGGGAGAGGACGGAGGUGCUGGCAGCGGUGAUAGCUUGCGUGGUGGUCGGAUUGCUCUGCGCCGUCUUUCUGCUGGUCCUCCUCGCCUACCGCAUGAAGAAGAAGGACGAAGGCAGUUACGAUCUCGGCGACACCAAACUGUCCACAACAGCUUAUCAGAAAGCGCCUACCAAGGAGUUUUACGCCUGAACUGACCAGUAGAGACUCAAAAUGGAUACCAUCACCUGCCAGUUUGGACUGUGAACGGCUCAUCCUUUUUUUUUUUUUUUUCCGCAUCUUCAACAGCAUCAGCAACCCUCUCUCUUCUCUCUUUAGACAUCUUCGUCUUUAUAGUCAAUGCACAAUUCUCAGGAUGGGUGAAAUCUAUUAAUCAUGUCGUUGUAAUCGUUAAAAAAGGAUUUUGGGCAUCAAUCAGAAAGAGAGGCUCCCGGGAUCACAGCCAUCACACUGUGCCUUACUUAAUAAACCCACACUGCCUCCCUACAAUGGACUUGCCGCUGCAGCUGAUUGGUCUCAGCUCGGUCGAAAACGGUAAUGAGGAAGAAGUUGGCUGAAACCAAAGAGUAGGACAGCUUUGAAUGCUGUUAUGAAAUGGUACCACAUAUGCAAAGUAUUCCAAAGGUUAAUCAAUGUGUCCCUUUUAUUUUUAUUCAAGGUCAGAUUUCAUGUGUUGUUACAUUUCAUUUAGCGCUUUUUUUUUUUUUUGCUUUGACUGUAAGAACUUUUUUUAUUCGCUGUUGUGACAAGUGAAUAUCUUAUUCCAUAUUAUGUCCAGUAUUGGUACGUGAAAUGUGGUUGUCCUGCAGGUACUCCCCUCCCCCCUUUAUGAAUUUAUGAAUUUUACAUUGUAACAGAUCAAUAUAAUGUUCUUAUGUUGCCUUUGGAAAUUGUAGCUUAUUUGCGAUUAUUAUUAUUAAGUUUUUUGUAAUUUCUUUUGAGAGUUUGAGUUCCAAAAGCCAUUUAAAGAAAAUAAUUCCAGUCCAUACAUUGUAUUCCCACCGUCUUUGCACACACAUCUAGUGAAAUUGUCAAUAUUUACAAGACUAUCUUAUGUGAUGACUGAGUGCAGCAAGCGAGGCCAUCCCACAUUCCUUUGUGACUGCCAACUGUAUGCAGCUAUAAUAACAGGUUUGGCUGCUGUUCCGCAGUCCCCAGAGUCCUGGCCUUUCUGCACAAUAAGGUGUUUCAGUCAAACACAGGCGACGGAAAAACGACAGCUUGGUCUUCAGCUGUAGCGUUCCCAUUUUUAAUGCAGUUAUUUGUAGUUACUCUGUUAUAUAUCUCAGCAUUUAAUCUGGUGCUAAGCGUAUGUCAUAGCAUUUUCAUGCCUUGUUUGCUUUGUGGACGCAGGGAAGGUUAUUUCGGAGCAGCUCUUUUUUUUGUUUGUUUUCAAAAGUGGACUCAUAGUUGGACCGCUCGGGAAAAAAAAGUGAUUUGUUUUUCAAGAUCAUGAGAUUAUUGCGCUUGGCCGCUAAAAUAUUGUUUCUUUAAUUCCCAAGUAGAACGCAAUCAUCUGUUUUACGGUUGUUUAAUUUCACACACCAUGUAUUUUUAGACACUUUUGUUUCAUUUAAAACCUCGAUUUUUUUUUUAAUUGCAAAUUUAAUAGCUUCCACCUUUUGUUAGUGACAUGGCAUGUUUACAAAUUUUCCGUUACCAUGCAUUUCCAGAUAAUGUGUGGAAAUCUGGUAAACUACCUACAUUUCAUGGCUGGAAUAAACAGAAUGUUAUGAACAUUAA